This is a messenger RNA of Rhododendron vialii, 1044 nucleotides long. RefSeq lists its product as uncharacterized. The transcript has a single exon. Lineage: Eukaryota; Viridiplantae; Streptophyta; Magnoliopsida; Ericales; Ericaceae. The coding region runs from base 360 to 791 and encodes 143 amino acids. The record is from RefSeq and is a predicted model, not a curated record.
AUGGUGGAUGGACUGGUCUUCCAUGGGGGCUUGAGUUAUUGAUCACCAAAGCAGCCAAAAUCUUACUUUCUCUUCAAACAAAGCAAUGAAAACACACCCCCUUCUUCGGGGAUAAAGAAAACCACAAGGAAUAAUCUUUAUCUCCUCUUUAUUAAAGAAAAAGCUCCUCUUUUCAUGAUUUCAAAACCCCCCAUAUAAUUGUGAACUAACCCUUAAUCCCCUGUUUGCAUAAGUUCUUGCUUCUUCAAUGACUCCACCCAUUUCUGCCUUCCAUUCCACUCCAAGAACAAACCCAUCACACAACUUGUACUAAAUCCAAUUUUCCCCUCUUAAUUAGUCUUAAAAUCCCCAGAUUCAAUAUGUCGACGGAGCAGCCAGUUGUCCAGGAGCAGCCAGUUGUCCAGGUUUACCCAAACUCUGUUAACAGCAAUCAGCCUUCUUCACACUCCUCCAACGGCUCGUUCGGGUCGGUUUUCAUUGUCCUGGCUGUGAUUGUCAUCAUAUCAGCCAUUGCUUGUUUUCUCGGACGGCUUUGUAACAAGCGUUACAAAAAGAGCCAUCCCAAGGACAAGAAGAGCCACGGUUCCAAACACAAGGAUACGAAGUCGAAGAACGCGGUUCACGGCAGAGACGGAGAUAUCGAGUUCGGGUUCGAGAACGGAGGGUUUAAUCCAGCUGCCAAACAGAAUGGUAAAGGAGGUGCUAAGGGGUUUAAACCAGGUGGGAAUGGUGAAAUCAGGGGUGAGCAGAUGUUUGCUGGUGAAUGGGAGGGGAAAGCUGGUCAGUACUAGUAUUAUAACACGAAAUGGGGACAGCUUAGGUGUUGAACUUAUCCGGGCUGUUUAUGCUUGGCGAUGGCUGACUCAGAGGAAAUAAUUCCUCAAAUAUUUUAGCAUAUGAAGGGGUGGCUUUUUCUUUCUAUCAAGAUCGUUGUAAGCUUUAUUUUCGGAUGGUGUUACUCUCUAGUUGGUUUGCUUUGGUAUACAUGAUCAUGUAUGAGUUUGCAAAAUCAUAUGUUGGCUAUUUUAAUUUUACGUUUUCCAA